UGCGAGAGGGUGCCGGGGGCGCGCACGCGACGGCUUGGGCGCCAUGUUGGAAGCUUGCUGAGCCCGGCCGCCGGGGAUUCUGUGUUUCUCCCUCCUCUCUGUUUGUGUGGUGGAAGCGGAACCCUCGUCGCUGAGCGGCUGCUGGUUGCCUGUUUCCUGAGAGGGCCCGGGGGGCAGGGCAGGAGGAGGAGGAGGAGGAGGAGGAGAAGGGGAACAAGAAGAGGCAGCGGCGGAUCAUGGAUGUCGAGAGACUGCAGGAGGCACUGAAAGAUUUUGAAAAGAGGGGGAAGAAGGAAGUGUGUCCAAUACUGGAUCAGUUUCUUUGUCAUGUUGCCAAGACUGGAGAAACAAUGAUUCAGUGGUCGCAGUUCAAAGGCUAUUUUAUUUUCAAAUUGGAGAAAGUGAUGGAUGACUUCAGAACUUCUGCUCCUGAGCCAAGAGGCCCUCCUAACCCCAAUGUGGAGUACAUUCCCUUUGAGGAGAUGAAAGAACGCAUUCUGAAAAUAGUCACUGGCUUUAAUGGUAUCCCUUUUACUAUUCAGCGACUCUGUGAGCUGCUGACAGAUCCAAGGAGGAAUUACACAGGAACAGACAAAUUUCUCAGAGGUGUAGAAAAGAAUGUCAUGGUUGUCAGUUGUGUGUAUCCAUCAUCAGAGAAAAAUAAUUCCAAUAGUUUAAACAGGAUGAAUGGCGUAAUGUUUCCUGGAAAUUCACCAGGCUAUUCCGAGAGGCUUUUUUGUCUUUGCAGAUCCAAUAUAAACGGUCCUGGCACUCCCCGACCUGUGAAUCGACCAAAAGUUUCUUUGACACUUCCUAUGACAACAAACGGUUUACCAGACAGCCCAGAAAAUAAGGAGACAGGUCUUCCACAAGCAGAAGAGAAAAUUAACAGUGAAUCACCAGCAUCGGAGCCUGAAAGAGUCCAGAGCAGUCCUGUAAAAAAUAAGCAUUCUGAAGAAGAUGCAGCAGAUGUUGAGGGGCGUGAGGUAAAAAGACUUAAAUUUGACAAAGAGGAGGAACCUGAAGAAACCUCUAGCCAGAGUGGUUCCAGUGAAGCUUGUUCAGCAAUGGUAGAAGAGAGCGAGUCAACUUCUGAAUCUCAGGAUAAAGAAAAAGAAACAAUUUCAGAGAGGCAGCAUUGUAAAGAGGAAGAAGAGGCGGAAGAAGAAUCCCUCAUGGCACCCAGAGAAAUGAUUCCAGAAAGAAAAGAUCAGGAUAAAGACAAUGUAUCCUUAACUGUGAAAGAAGAUAUUUCUGAGGAGAAUAAUCAGAUGGAGGAAUCUGACCAGACUCAAGCAGAGAAGGACUUGCCCGCUGAAGGGAGUGAAAACAGUGGAUCUGUCAGUAGCAGAGCUGACUGCAGUGACACAGAAGAGUUGGGCUCAUAUGUCAGUGAAAUUUCUGAAACAGCAUUGGAGACGCCAAUGGAAAACAGUGACGAAGCCACAGAAGCUGCAGAAGAACCUAUGGAACAAGACUAAUAAUUUAAAUACACUUAGAGGCAGUAUUUUCCAUAAGGCUCUGGUUUUACACUGUAUAAAUAAUUUUAUGUAAUAAAAGUGGACCUUUAGUUUUACAAGAGAAGCAGGCUGUAAAUUGAACUUCUCAGUGCGUUAAAUCCUGAAAGAGUUGUACUUGUUACUGUGAAAUAUCGACUCCUUCAGGUCCUGCUUACCGCUGAAAUUUUGGUAUGGUCAAAUCAGUGGUCUGUGUAUAGUUUUUUUAUUUAGAAUUAAAGUUUUUAAACUGGAAAGUGAUUAUCAUUUUGACAACUUUUUGGAAAUUACCACACUAAGGGUGCAAUCCUAUGCAUGUUUAGACAGAAAAAAGACCUGGCUGGGGCAUGCUGGGAAUUGUAGGCCUUUUCUCCUGCUCAAGUUUGCAUAGGAAUGUGCCCUAAGGGUGCUAUUCUAUACAGAUUUAGAUAGCAAAAAGACUUACAAGUCCCACCAUGCCCCAGCCAGCCUAACUGGGAAUUGUAGGCCUGUUCCCUGUCUAAGCUUGCAUAGGAUUGCACCAUGGCUUAUUUCGCUCUCUCUUUCCCUUGGAUACUAUAGCAGUUAUUUUCUGUUCUUGGUUACACUUUCAACAUUAAUAUGGGAAUUAGAGGGUUUCUUGUUGGUUUCCAGGUUUUCAUUUUAACUGCAUUGUGUGCUUUAAAAAGCAACACAUUUUGACAUGAAAUACUUGAAAACAUGCUAAUCUAAAGAAAACCUUUGCUUGCACUCUUAAGACUUUUCCCCUCUAAUGGAAGCAACUCAGUUCAUUUCACAUGAGGCAACAUUUCAAUUUGAAUAAACCAAAUAAAAUUGGACCCACCUAUAUCCUGAAUAUCUGAACACUGUUGAAAGUGCCAGGUUAAAUACAUUCCAAGAGGUCUGUUCUUAUAAAACACUUUCAUACAUUUCUGAGGUGCCUGAAUGAAAGGUUUUCAUUUUAUUCCUGAGAAAAUGUGCUUUUCAGUUGAGAACAGACUAGCUUCAGCUUUUUUCCAGGGGGAAUGUUUGCAAACCUGACAAGACAGUUUCUCUGAACUGAGGCAGCUUCUGGCCUUAGAUAAUUGUUUCAAAGAAGGCAGAUCAGACCAAUAUGAGACACUGCAGCAUUACAUCCUCUCUAAUUAGUUUUAUACCUUAUUUUAAUGGCUGGCUAGACAUUGUAGGGGUGCAUAGAAACUACCAUAAUUUGUACAUCAUUUGAAAGUGAACUAAAUAUCUUUUGAAACAUGCUCCUUGACAGCCAGUGUUAACAUUUUCUUUUUCAAAACCAGCUCAAAGCACAACUACUGCUUUAAAUUCUUCACAUUAUAUUUUUCAGACAUCAACAUGUAAAGACACUCAAGAUGCAACCUCCCAGUCGCAUUUACUGGCUGCCAAAUUUAUACCUGUUUCUUUAACUGUACCUUUUUGAUAUUUAGAAUUUUUAAAUUUCUGUAAAGUAGAUUUUUGUAGAUUGUAAAGAGUGCUCACUGCCAUUGUGAAACGGUAUAUAAUUGUAUAAUUUGUGUGUAAACUGGAUGCUUGGGCUUUCAAUACAGUAUUCAUAUAAAGCAAUAAAUAUUAAUGUUAUAAAAUGUUUGAGUACAUUUUAAUCAAAUUCAAUAGGAAUACCUUUAUUUUUUAGGGGUGAAGUUGCAUACCUUGGAGUUCAGAAAUAACCACCAAAAUGCAUGCUAACAAUUCUUUCACUGCAUUGUGUGUUCAUUUUGGAGAAGGGGUGGGAUUUGAAUUCAGUUGGUAUUCCAGAAUAAUUUGGCAGAAUUUUCUUAUUUGUAAGGCGAUGAUAAACUGUGCUGUCUAUCAGGUUCAGAGCAGACAAAAGAAGCUUUGGAAAAGUCCUGGUGCUGUAUUGCAUACAUGGAAAAACCCAUCUUUUUCAAUAGUUUGCCCCUUUGCAGAGACAGCAGGAAGGUUGGUUUGCUUAAACUAAUAAUUAUGGGGAGCACUAAAACCAAAGUAUAAGGAUUAGAAAACAUUCCCAAAAUGCAAGGCUAGAAAACUGUUUUUCUUUUCCCCCUCUCCAUUGCGUUUCCUUUUUUUCAGGGAUAUUUUGCCAAUAAGAACAAAAUUUAAGUUUUAGAGAUUUCUGAAAUUUACUUUAGAAUGUUUGUGAAAAUAUUGUUAAUAAACCUAUUCUUUAAGCA
Molecule: messenger RNA, 3643 nt
Organism: Varanus komodoensis (Komodo dragon)
Lineage: Eukaryota; Metazoa; Chordata; Lepidosauria; Squamata; Varanidae
Gene: PPP4R2
Product: protein phosphatase 4 regulatory subunit 2
Exons: 9
Coding region: 237-1481 (414 amino acids)
Biological process (GO): protein dephosphorylation
Cellular component (GO): cytoplasm; protein phosphatase 4 complex; nucleus
Molecular function (GO): protein phosphatase regulator activity
Source: RefSeq, a predicted model, not a curated record